Molecule: messenger RNA, 2772 nt
Organism: Penicillium soppii
Lineage: Eukaryota; Fungi; Ascomycota; Eurotiomycetes; Eurotiales; Aspergillaceae
Gene: chsG
Product: chitin synthase class III
Exons: 5
Coding region: 1-2772 (923 amino acids)
Cellular component (GO): cell periphery; cell septum
Molecular function (GO): chitin synthase activity
Source: RefSeq, a predicted model, not a curated record
AUGGCCUACCAAGGCACUGGCGGGCAUUCGCCAAACUACGACGAUGUGCACGAUCCUCACGACUCUCAUCGUCUCCAGGAUGUCCCUGGCUCCCAGUACCGUGAAGAUGAAGACGCUGCGCGUGGAUUGCUGUCCCAACACCAGGGUCCCUUUGCGACUCCCUUCGAUGACCAUCACUCUCGUGGUGUUUCUCCCCAGCGUCCUGCUUCCGGAUACAGUUUGACCGAGACUUACGCUGCGGAUACCUCGCCUUCUUACCACGAUCCCUACAACGCUGGUUCCGUCUACUCAGCUGGAGAUGAGAGUCCUGCAGCCGCUUUUGGUGUCCCUGGCCGAGUCGCUUCACCCUACGCCCGCAGUGAGACUUCCUCCACUGAGGCCUGGCGCCAGCGACAGGCGCCUGGAGGUGCUGCAGGUGGUGGUGGUGGUGCCGGCGGUGGUCUGCGCCGAUAUGCUACCAGAAAGGUCAAGCUGGUGCAAGGUUCAGUCUUGAGUGUGGACUAUCCCGUGCCCAGUGCCAUCCAAAAUGCCAUUCAGGCCAAGUACCGCAACGAUGUGGAGGGCGGAACCGAGGAAUUUACUCACAUGCGAUACACCGCAGCUACAUGUGAUCCUAACGAAUUCACCCUCCACAAUGGAUACAACCUGCGCCCCGCCAUGUACAACCGUCACACAGAGUUGCUGAUCGCGAUCACUUACUACAACGAAGACAAGAAUCUUACAGCGCGUACUUUGCAUGGUGUUAUGCAAAAUAUCCGUGAUAUUGUCAACCUGAAGAAGUCCGAGUUUUGGAACAAGGGUGGCCCGGCGUGGCAGAAGAUUGUUGUGGCGCUCGUUUUCGACGGUAUUGACCCCUGUGAUAAGGACACUUUGGAUGUCCUUGCGACGGUGGGUGUAUACCAGGAUGGAGUCAUGAAGCGUGACGUUGAUGGAAAGGAGACCAUCGCGCAUAUUUUCGAAUACACGACUCAGCUCUCUGUCACGCCCAGCCAGCAGCUGAUUCGUCCGACUGACGAUGGCCCCAGCACACUUCCCCCGGUGCAAAUGAUGUUUUGUUUGAAACAGAAGAACAGCAAAAAGAUCAACUCGCAUCGCUGGUUGUUUAACGCCUUUGGACGGAUCUUGAACCCCGAGAUUUGUAUCCUUCUGGAUGCUGGUACGAAACCCGGCCCGAAGUCUUUGUUGUACCUCUGGGAGGCCUUCUACAACGAUAAGGAUCUUGGUGGCGCCUGUGGUGAAAUUCACGCUAUGUUGGGUAAGGGUUGGCGCAAUCUGAUCAACCCUCUGGUGGCUGCUCAGAACUUCGAGUAUAAGAUCAGUAACAUUUUGGACAAGCCUCUCGAGAGUUCGUUCGGUUAUGUUAGUGUCUUGCCCGGUGCCUUCUCGGCCUAUCGAUUCCGUGCUAUCAUGGGUCGCCCGCUGGAACAAUAUUUCCACGGUGACCAUACUCUGUCCAAGCAGCUUGGUAAGAAGGGUAUCGAAGGUAUGAACAUUUUCAAGAAGAACAUGUUCUUGGCCGAGGAUCGAAUUCUUUGCUUCGAGCUGGUCGCCAAGGCUGGCUCGAAGUGGCACUUGUCAUAUGUCAAAGCCUCUAAGGGCGAGACUGAUGUGCCCGAAGGAGCUCCCGAGUUCAUCUCCCAGCGUCGUCGCUGGCUCAACGGUUCCUUCGCUGCUGGUAUCUACUCUUUGAUGCACUUCGGUCGUAUGUACAAGAGUGGCCACAACAUUGUACGCAUGUUCUUCCUUCACAUUCAGAUGUUGUACAACGUCUUCAACACCUUCCUCACCUGGUUCUCGCUCGCUUCCUACUGGCUUACCACUACUGUCAUUAUUGACUUGGUUGGUACCCCCAGCGACAACAACAAAAACACUGCCUUUCCCUUCGGAGCGACUGCCACGCCAAUCAUCAACACCAUUGUGAAGUAUGGGUACCUGGCUUUCGUAUUGUUGCAAUUCAUCCUCGCUCUGGGUAACAGACCCAAAGGCUCCAAGUUCUCAUACCUCGCUUCUUUCGUCGUCUUCGGUAUCAUUCAGCUGUACAUUGUGGUCGAUUCGAUCUAUCUGGUUGUUCGCGCGUUCAGUGGUGGUGCACCCAUGGAUUUCGUCACCAACAAAGGCGUGGGCGAAUUCGUCAAAUCCUUCUUCUCAUCUUCAGGCGCUGGUAUCAUUAUCAUUGCCCUGGCUGCCACUUUCGGUCUGUACUUCGUUGCCUCGUUCAUGUACGCGGACCCAUGGCACAUGUUUACCUCUUUCCCUGCCUACAUGGUCGUUCAAUCGUCCUACAUCAACAUCCUCAACGUAUAUGCCUUCAGCAACUGGCACGAUGUCUCAUGGGGUACCAAGGGAUCCGACAAGGCCGAUGCUCUGCCGUCAGCUACCACCACCAAGGACGAGGGCAGUAAAGAAGCAGUAAUAGAAGAAAUCGACAAGCCUCAGGCCGAUAUUGAUAGUCAGUUCGAGGCAACCGUCAAGCGAGCCCUUACUCCAUUCGUUGCCCCUGUCGAACACGAUGAGAAGAGUCUGGAGGAUUCUUACAAGAGUUUCCGUACCCGUCUCGUCACUUUGUGGAUUUUCAGCAACGCCUUCUUGGCUGUCUGCAUUACCAGCGAGUCUGUCGACAAGUUCGGCUUCACCAAUACGGCCACCAACCGCACAACCCGUUUCUUCCAGGCUCUUCUAUGGUCUAAUGCCGCCGUGGCCCUGUUCCGUUUCAUCGGCUGCUGUUGGUUCUUGGGUCGCACUGGUAUCAAAUGCUGUUUCGCUCGCCGGUAG